AUGGCCGUGUAUUACUUCAAAAUCCAGGGUAGCCACAACAUAGACGGUGAGCUCGAAAGAAAGAAGUCUUUGCUUGAAGAUAUCUUCAAGGCUUUGUCAAAGGUUGUGGAGUUUUUGAGUACAGACUUUGAGGAAAUCAACAUGGAUGGCCUUUACGGCUACCGUAUUUGUCAAGGAAGCCUUAUUGGAGCUCUUCAAGACUGCUCACGUGGAAGCUAUAACUGCCCAGACGAGCUCAUAAUUAAACUUCGUUUAGUCAUUGAACGACUCCAUGAGUUAGGCGACAAAGCUUUGCCUUAUGUUAAGCAACAGGAUGAAGAAUAUUACAACAACUACAUAUCAAUACUAACAGUUCCGUUUACUGUUGAGUACACACCGGAGACACUGGGUCAAAAUAUACAGCCGAUGUCUCUAGCUAAGGUUUCAUACGAUGGCCAUUUGGGAGAUAAAUGUUUUGGUGGCAUAAUGGGAACUCUCAUAGAUGGCGGCAGAAAGUCCCCGCCUUGCACUAUCGUCGAUGGCUGCUGGGAACUGAUGUCAGUUAAGGGAACUCUCGGGUACUUCACCACCCACCAGCUGCUUUACACGCUGUACGGAGAACAUAGUGGCUGCUCGCAGAAACUAGAAGAUCUUGUACGCAACCACUUGGGCAUGUCUCUGAGAGAAUGGCAACGAUAUUUGUGUGAACAAAUUUAUCUAGACUCCACACUGAGGGAGUACAACAGGCAAGUCGAUGUGCAGGCUGAAGAUCUUUUCCUCGAGCAAAUCGCACUUUGUGGGAUCCUGGGUUUCCAGAACUUUUUCAACGAGACCUGGAUCCAGAUGGUGCUGACCUGGCAGAAUCCGAGGGGAUGCUUCACCGUUCCGGUCUCAGCAAUGGAAGUUUUCGUGGAGUUGAGCAAGAAUUAUGAAGAGCUUCAUGCGCUAGCAGAGCGACUGUUCGGCGAUGACAAUUCAGUUAACAAGGCUCGAGGUGCAAAAACGGGUCGAAGUCUGAUGACGGAAGCAGUCAUGAGCGACGAUUGUCUAUCUCACAAGACAGGACUGGGAGCCGCUGUACUUGGUACCCAUGCCAGGUACCUAGUUUCAGAACUGUUUGGAAAGAAUUAA
Candidula unifasciata is the source of this 1110-nucleotide messenger RNA. The record is from the annotation of a GenBank genome assembly. Lineage: Eukaryota; Metazoa; Mollusca; Gastropoda; Stylommatophora; Geomitridae.